Molecule: messenger RNA, 2286 nt
Organism: Acanthosepion pharaonis
Lineage: Eukaryota; Metazoa; Mollusca; Cephalopoda; Sepiida; Sepiidae
Source: the annotation of a GenBank genome assembly
AUGGUUCUUCCUUAUUUCCGAUGUUUUGUACUUCUUAAUAAAGGUCUGUUUUUUCACCGUCACUUCCAGUCCCUGUUUCUUCUGUCAUUCAUUUACAUGCUCUCGGUAGGCAGGCUCCUUUGCUUGCUCUCCUCAGGCAGGCAGGCAGGCUCCUUUGCUUGCUCUCCUCAGGCAGGCAGGCAGGCUCCUUUGCUUGCUCUCCUCAGGCAGGCAGGCAGGCUCCUUUGCUUGCUCUCCUCAGGCAGGCAGGCUCCUUUGCUUGCUCUCCUCAGGCAGGCAGGCUCCUUUGCUUGCUCUCCUCAGGCAGGCAGGCUCCUUUGCUUGCUCUCCUCAGGCAGGCAGGCAGGCUCCUUUGCUUGCUCUCCUCAGGCAGGCAGGCUCCUUUGCUUGGUCCUCUCCUCAGGCAGGCAGGCUCCUUUGCUUGAUUCUCCUCAGGCAGGCAGGCAGGCUCUUUGCUUGAAGACUCUCCUCAGGCAGGCAGGCAGGCAGGCUCCUUUGCUUGCUCUCCUCAGGCAGGCAGGCAGGCUCCUUUGCUUGCUCUCCUCAGGCAGGCAGGCAGGCUCCUUUUUUUGCUCUCCCUCAGGCAGGCAGGCAGGCUCCUUUGCUUGCUCUCCUCAAGCAGGCAGGCAGGCUCAUUUGCUUGCUCUCCUCAGGCAGGCAGGCAGGCUCCUUUGCUUGCUCUCCUCAGGCAGGCAGGCAGGCGUUUUGCUUGCUCUCCUCAGGCAGGCAGGCAGGCUCCUUUGCUUGCUCUCCUCAGGCAGGCAGGCAGGCUUCUUUGCUUGCUCUCCUCAGGCAGGCAGGCUCCUUUGCUUGCUCUCCUCAGGCAGGCAGGCUCCUUUGAUAUUGCUCUCCUCAGGCAGGCAGGCAGGCUCCUUUGCUCGCUCUCCUCAGGCAGGCAGGCAGGCUCCUUUGCUUGCUCUCCUCAGGCAGGCUCCUUUGAUGGCUCUCCUCAGCCAGGCAGGCAGGCUCCUUUGCUUGCUCUCCUCAGGCAGGCAGGCAGGCUCCUUGGCUUGCUCUCAUCAGGCAGGCAGGCUCCUUUGCUUGUUCUCUCCUCAGGUUUUUGCUCUUUUGCUUGCUCUCCUCAGGCAGGCAGGCAGGCUCCUUUGCUUGCUCUCCUCAGGCAGGCUCGUUUGCUUGCUCUCCUCAGGCAGGCAGGCAGGCUUGUUUGCUUGCUCUCCUCAGGCAGGCAGGCAGGCUUGUUUGCUUGCUCUCCUCAGGCAGGCAGGCAGGCUUGUUUGCUUGCUCUCCUCAGGCAGGCAGGCUGGCUCCUUUGCUUGCUCUCCUCAGGCAGGCAGGCAGGCUCCUUUGCUUGCUCUCCUCAGGCAGGCAGGCAGGCUCCUUUGCUUGCUCUCCUCAGACAGGCAGGCAGGCUCCUUUGCUUGCUCUCCUCAGGCAGGCAGGCAGGCAGGCUCUACUUUGCUUGCUCCCUCAGGCAGGCAGGCAGGCAGGCUCCUUUGCUUGCUCUCCCAGGCAGGCAGGCAGGCAGGCUCCUUUGCUUGCUCUCCUCAGGCAGGCAGGCAGGCUCCUUUGCUCUGCUCUCCUCAGGCAGGCAGGCAGGCAGGCUCCUUGCUUUGCUCCCUCAGGCAGGCAGGCAGGCAGGCUCCUUUGCUUGCUCUCCUCAGGCAGGCAGGCAGGCUCCUUUGCUUGCUCUCCUCAGGCAGGCAGGCUCCUGUGCUCGCUCUCCCAGGCAGGCAGGCAGGCUCCUUUGCUUGCUCUCCUCGGGCAGGCAGGCAGGCUCCUUUGCUUGCUCUCCUCAGGCAGGCAGGCAGGCCUUUGCUUGCUCUCCUCAGGCAGGCAGGCAGGCUCCUUUGCUCGCUCUCCUCAGGCAGGCAGGCUCCUUUGCUCGCUCCUCAGGCAGGCAGGCAGGCUCCUUUGCUUGCUCUCCUCAGGCAGGCAGGCAGGCUCCUUUGCUUGCUCUCCUCAGGCAGGCAGGCAGGCUCCUUGCUCGCUCUCCUCAGGCAGGCAGGCAGGCUCCUUUGCUCGCUCUCCUCAGGCAGGCAGGCAGGCUCCUUUGCUCGCUCUCCUCAGGCAGGCAGGCAGGCUCCUUUGCUCGCUCUCCUCAGGCAGGCAGGCUCCUUUUCUUGCUCUCCUCAGGCAGGCAGGCUCCUUUGCUUGCUCUCCUCAGGCAGGCAGGCUCCUUUGCUUGCUCUCCUCAGGCAGGCAGACGCAGGCAGGCUUCUUUGCUUGCUCUCCUCAGGCAGGCAGGCAGGCAGGCUUCUUUGCUUGCUCUCCUCAUGCAGGCAGGCAGGCUUCUUUGCUUGCUCUCCUCUAUCCGUUUUGCUUUAA